AUGGCUUCACCCAAAAACAAGCGGGAAGUACAGAGAUUAACUGGGAGAGUCGCAGCAAUUAACCGAUUCAUCUCGCGAUCAACUGACAAAUGCUUACCUUUCUACGAUAUCCUACGGGGGAACAAAAAAUUUGAGUGGUCAGAAGAGUGUGAAAACGCUUUUCAACAGCUGAAACACUACUUGGCCACUCCCCCGGUUCUCGCAAAGCCUGUCGAAGGAGAACCCUUGUUCUUAUAUAUCGUGGUAUCAGCAACAGCUCAUAGUCCAAGCCAGUCGGGAAGAUUAGCCAAAUGGGCAGUCGAGUUAAGUGAGUACGAUAUAGAAUACCGACCAAGAACGAGUGCAAAAUCCCAAGUACUCGCAGACUUUUUGGUAGAGCUACUAACAGCGACCGUGACUAACGAGGAACCAAAUUCGACAUGGGUCCUUCACGUCGACGGGUCGUCAUCUAAACAAGGAUCGGGCAUCAGAAUUCGCCUCACGUCACCAACCAGUGAAAUCCUAGAACAAUCGUUUAGACUAGAGUUUCACGCGUCCAACAACGAGGUUGAGUACGAAGCGCUCAUUGCAGGACUACGAUUAGCUCACGGAUUGAAGAUACGCAACAUCCACGCCUACUGUGAUUCUCAGCUAGUCGCAAGUCAAUAUAGCAGAGAAUACGAAGCAAGGGAUGAAAGAAUGGAUGCAUAUCUCAAACUGGUCCAGAAUCUAGCUCAAGAUUUCGACUAUUUCGCUCUCACGCGAAUCCCUCGCUCCGAAAACGUCCAAGCCUAUGCUCUCACGGUCCUGGCGUCAAGUUCAGUCCCAGGUCUUAAAAGAGUGAUUCCGGUCAAAUUCAUAGAACACCCGAGUAUCGGACCACCAGUCAUUAUCAACAUCAUUGGGGAUCGAGACGACGAUGUAGAGGAGAUCGGAGAACAGCCAGAAGAGAGAUCAGAACAAUCCGACUACGGCUGUGACACGACAUGGCUGGAAACGAUUCGAGCCUACAUCAUCGACGGAAAAUUACCUCCCGAAAAAUGGGCAGCCCCCAAAAUCCGAACACAAGCCGCGCGUUACGUAGCGGUCGACAUGGAAGUUUACAAAUGGAAAUUUUCCGGACCGCUCAUGACAUGUUUGGAAGGAGAAAAGGCGAGAAAAGUCAUGGAAGAAGUCCAUUGUGGAUCCUGCGGAAACCAUUCCGGUGGAAGGUCGUUUGAAGUGAAAAUCAAACGCCACGGAUACUACUAG
Messenger RNA from Brassica oleracea var. oleracea, 1230 nucleotides. RefSeq lists its product as uncharacterized. Gene Ontology annotation, molecular function: nucleic acid binding; RNA-DNA hybrid ribonuclease activity. The transcript is spliced from 2 exons. The coding region runs from base 1 to 1230 and encodes 409 amino acids. NCBI's taxonomy places the organism in Eukaryota, Viridiplantae, Streptophyta, Magnoliopsida, Brassicales, Brassicaceae. The record is from RefSeq and is a predicted model, not a curated record.